Balaenoptera acutorostrata (minke whale) is the source of this 5442-nucleotide messenger RNA. RefSeq names its product thioredoxin related transmembrane protein 4 (gene TMX4). The coding region runs from base 164 to 1216 and encodes 350 amino acids. The transcript has 8 exons. Lineage: Eukaryota; Metazoa; Chordata; Mammalia; Artiodactyla; Balaenopteridae. The record is from RefSeq and is a predicted model, not a curated record.
AGGCGGCGACUGCCACCCCACUCUCGAGCUGGGUUAGUCGGCGCGGCAGGGCGGCGGCGGGGCGACCCGGUCUUUCCUAGCACUACGUGGGAAGGCCCGGUCCGCAGGCCGGCCGUACCCUCUGCCCCAGCCCCUGCCGAGGAGCCUCGUUCCGCGUAGCGACAUGGCGGGCGGGCGCCGCGGCCCGCUGCUCACGGCGCUCCUGGUCGCCUGGGUCGCGGCGGCGGCAGCUGCGGAGGCGGAGGCCGGCCCGGAGCAGGCCGCGCUGCCGCAGGAGCGGAGCCUGGUGCGGCCCAUGACCGCCUCCAACUGGACGCUGGUGUUGGAGGGCGAGUGGAUGCUGAAAUUUUAUGCCCCUUGGUGUCCAUCCUGUCAGCAGACUGAUUCAGAAUGGGAGACUUUUGCAAAGAAUGGUGAAAUACUUCAGAUCAGUGUGGGGAAGGUGGAUGUCAUUCAAGAACCAGGUUUGAGUGGCCGCUUCUUUGUCACUACCCUCCCAGCAUUUUUUCAUGCAAAAGAUGGGAUAUUCCGCCGUUACCGUGGCCCAGGAGUCUACGAAGACCUGCAGAACUAUAUCUUAGAGAAGAAGUGGCGAUCAGUUGAGCCUCUGACUGGCUGGAAAUCCCCGGCUUCUCUAACGAUGUCUGGAAUGGCUGGUCUUUUUAGCAUCUCUGGCAAGAUAUGGCAUCUUCACAACUAUUUCACAGUGACCCUUGGAGUUCCUGCUUGGUGUUCUUAUGUCUUUUUCAUCAUAGCCACCUUGAUUUUUGGCCUUUUCAUGGGUCUGGUCUUGGUGGUCAUAUCAGAAUGUUUCUAUCUGCCACUUCCAAGGCAUUUAUCUGAAGGUUCUGAGCAGAAUCUUAGGUCAGAGGAGGCUCAUACAACUGAACAGUUGCAGGAUGCAGAGGAAGAAAAGGAUGAUUCAAAUGAAGAAGAAAACAAGGACAGCCUUGUAGAUGACGAAGAAGAGAAAGAAGACCUUGGUUAUGAGGAAGAAGCAGAGGAGGACGAGGAGGACAGCCCGGCUGCUGGCAUGGACGAGAAGAGGAGUGAUGCCCGGGACCAGGGGCCCCUGAGGGAGGUCCAGGAGGAUGAAGGACCUGGUGGGACUGAAGACAAUGCCCCAGAGCAGCCCGGUCCAGCUGGCGCGGAGGCAGUGGAAGACACAGUGAGACAGCGCAGAAGUCAGCAUGCCGACAAGGGACCGUCGGCCUGAUGACAGUGUUUCCAAGGAUACAGACCAAAAGAAUAUGUCAGCUUCCUUCUGGUCUGCAGUUUAAACCAAAUCCUUAUUUUUUUCUUGAAUGAGCAAGCUUCUCUUAAAAAAUGAUCUCUAGCCAUGUAGUCUUAUGGCAUUAAGCCUCAUAUAUGUUAAGGAGAAUCUUUCAGGCAUGACAGUCAGGAUACAGAAAAACAAACAUGCUGUUAGGGUCUCUUUGGGACCUGUGAUGAGAACAAAUUCAUUUCCUUGGGGCUCCAGAGUUUUGACCAGAGGAAGCAAUCCCCAGCCAUCAUGAGCACUGUUCAUGGGCAGUAGACAAGGCUGCAGGCCCCUAACAUGAAAGCAGGGCGAAUGAACGUCCUCAGGGUGUAGCUGAUAUCUUGCUUCCUCUUCUUGUAUUGAAUAUUUAUUAUUGUCAAACUGUAAGAAACAUCAGGUACCAUAGUACAAGGGUACUCUUUAGAGAUAGAAAUUGAGAGGGCCUUGGAUAUUAUUGUAGAAAAGAGCUUGGAAAUCUUCCUAACUCUCUAAAUCUCCCUUCUUAUGUUUUAUUUCUUACCUUUAACAUUUCCAACUUUCCCACCAUGGGCCUGCAGGCUCCUCACACUCUUCACAAUACGUCCUUAGUGAGAGGACUCAGACAGCAGUCUGCUUGACAUCAGCUGCGUUUAUUCCACCUUAAGGGUUUAGAUAAUCAAGAAGCACAGCCCAUGAAGCCAUGACUGCCAAGCAUCUCAAAUGAAAUGUUGUAACCUUUGGAGAUUCAAAAGGAAGUAGGGGUUUUACAAGAGAGAUUUUUCUUGUUGUUUUUAGCCAAAAUGUAGUCAUUUUUUUUUUCCAAAAAGUUCCUUUAGCAAUAUUCUUUUUGAAGCCAGAAGUCUCCUAAGUCUUGCCAGUACAAGGUAGUCUUAUGAAGAAAACUUGAAUACUGUGUUGUUUUGUUUCCAUCUCAAGGGGUUCCCUGGCUCUUGAACCACUUUAAUAAUAACUGAAAAACCAUUUCUGGUUUUCCUUCAGUGAUGUGCUUUUGGUGAAAGAAUUAAUGAAAGUGUAUAUCUGGAAAUGAAAGAUUUGGUUUCGUUUCCUUCUUCCUUAAUCUUGUAAAGAAUUUUAUCCCUGUAAAUCUCUCAAUACUCAACCUGCUAAAAGUACCCAGGGGGCCCAAUGUCUUUUAAAAAAUCCAUCCAUCUACCUGAUUUGCGUCUUAGAAUAAAUUCAUAAUAUUAGAUUCCAAGCUUAUGAAAGAUGUCUAAAGUUGAUCCUACACCCCUUUGGGUCCAGACAGAAUAAUAAGUAGUGCAGGUUUAUGAAAUUCAAAAAGCUUCUGUCAUCUUUAAAAAGAAAAACGCAGUAUAUGCCUAUCUGGCUGUUUCAAUAACCCUUACGUUGUACUGACUUUGAACUCGGGCUCACUGGAGGAGGGGGAGGUUCUGUAACUCUACCCUGGUGUGGCUGAAGGAAUCUGUUGCAAGCCUCAUACAAAGGGAGUUUUUAUUCUGACGGAAUCCAGUUUUCAGAGUUGGUUGUUUUUCAUCUUCCCAACUCAGUGACCUGACAGUCUCAUCCCCCAGUGCAGUGACAUUCAUUAAGAGUUGCCAAUAAUUUUUUUCUUCAGACAGCAGCACGACCUCAAGUUUGAGGCUAUCACAGAACUGACAGACUGGGAAAACCUUGACUUGUGCUCAUUUCUUGCCCCUCCCACCAUCUAGGGCUCUGAUACCUCCUCACACAAAGCACCAUGGUACUGAGGGGGGCAGCUCCAUGCCUUUCUGGAUCAGAGCUGAGCUGGAUCUGCCCUCCUGUCACUGGAUUUUCUUUCUUUUCUAAUCAGCUGAAACAAAGUUUUCAAAGAUCAUUGAGUUCAAGUUCAAGGGUAUGGAAAAAGAAGGGUUUCAUAGUUUGGCUUUUCUGUACAAUACCUCCUCCCCCGCAAUAUUGAAUUUUUUUUUUUUUUUUAAGUGAAGUAUUUCACUAAAGGGGAAGGAAUGAAGAAGUAAAGUCUACUUUGGCUUUUUAUAAAUGUAAGGCCAAUUCCCAGUUGGACUCCAAAUAGUAUCUGAUUAUAUGAUGAGACAAAUGUAUUUUCUUUCUCAGCAAUACUUAAAAAAAAAAAUUGGAGGAAGAGGAAUAAAACAGUUUGGAGAACCGGAUCCAUUAAAAGUUGAAGUAUCGGGCUUCCCUGGUGGCGCAGUGGUUGAGAAUCUGCCUACCAAUGCAGGGGACACGGGUUCGAGCCCUGGUCUGGGAAGAUCCCACAUGCCGUGGAGCGACUAGGCCCGUGAGCCACAAUUGCUGAGCCUGCGCAUCUGGAGCCUGUGCUCCGCAACAAGAGAGGCCGCGAUAGUGAGAGGCCCGCGCACCGCGAUGAAGAGUGGCCCCCGCUUGCCACAACUAGAGAAAGCCCUCGCACAGAAACGAAGACCCAACACAGCCAUAAAUAAAUAAAUAAAAUUAAAAAAAAAAAAAAAAAAGUUGAAGUAUCUGGCUACGGGGACUGUUUUUCCUGUUUUGUUUUUGUUUUUUUUUUAAUAUUCUGAUGAAAGAUGUAUAUAUCUAAUUUAAUUUCUUUCCACUUCUAGCCUUUAGGUUCAUUUUCAAUACUUACUGAAUAUAAAAUUAAAGGAAAAAAGUCAACCCAAAAUAAUUUAAAAUUAGAUUAACAUUUCAAUAGGAUUGAUCGAUUUUUUCCUGUAGAUAAUAUAUUUAAUCCAGAAGUCAAGUGCAUGGAAACAUGAUUUUGAUUGAAAAAAUAAAAAAUAAUCAUGCCUCCCUAUAUUACAGUAUCAUUUAGUUACAGAAUAGUAUUUUAUAUAUAUAUCAAAAUUAGGUAAAUUAAAUAAAACUGUUCAUUUGGGAAUGGGGGUGCAGUGCUUUAUGUAUGAGUAGUGGGAAUGGGGUGCCUGUUCACUGAUUAGAGGGAAAAUCUGAAACUUCUAGCUACAUUUUCCUUAAGUUUCUUUCUUUUAUUAUUCAUCUCUUGCCAAACCACCCCAACUUGGUUAGAGAUCUCAUGCUGAAGCAACAUAUGGGCAAUCCCACUUCCUUUCCCUUUGAAAUGUAAGCAUGAAUGGGGCAAGAGCCUGCUCAUUCAGCUCACAGGGCCUGGCACCACGUGGGCACGCACCCCCAGCCUGAUCUCAGGAGCACAAUCCCUGUUAGCCACGGGCCUCUCUGACUACAAAAAGAAAUCCAAAAUUACUAAUGUGACAAAAAGCAGACAAGCUUUGUUUGGUCAGGUUGAUAUUGACGGUGGAGAAAGGCAAAUUUUGACUCUUAUGGCCCAACUCCUUGUUGAUAGCUAUGGUGUUUUUCCAGGAUUUGGUUAUGUGUAAUUUGAGUAGAUGAUAAAAGUGUCUUUUAAGGCAAGUACUUGGCAUGUGACCUUUUAUUACCAAGUCCUUUAAGAGUGGAGCCUGUUUGACAGAAUGGGAAACAUUAAAGAGUCCAAAACAGGGUAGAAAUGAUAGAAUGUACCUGAGCUUUUAGCAUAAAACCUUAAAUUGGCAUGAAGUGAGAGAAAGAAGGGGAAGAUUGGUGCUUUUGCUAAUGUGUCUCAGUAGUUUCGAUAUGUCCUUCAUCUCAGUGUUAAAGUGUUACUUCUGCCAGUAUUCUGAAUGUGUGGUUGGCCCAUUCUUUCAAUAUAAUAUUUUGGGAAGUAUUCAUGUAAAUCUUUUGCACUAAUAGAAAAGUUCCUUCUUGUUUAGUAGCUGUUUACCUCAGUCCUACGUUCUGAUCCCUCAUAGCUUGUUUUGAAAACCAAACAUGGAGUCAUCAAAUCUGAUGAACCCAGAUGGGGCAGUUUUUUUAGCAUGUUUCCUGAACCAGGAGGUUUGGUUGAAAGGCCUUUGAUAGUUUCAGACCAGGACUUGUGGCCUUCAGAUGGCUUAUUUUCAGUGAAGUUUCGUGUGAACUGUGACAUAUGUGACUCAUACAACUUUAACAGGUUUCUGAUGUAUUUUAAUCAUAUUUGUUACUAAAUAGCUUCUUUGUGCAAAUGCAGCUUUUAUACUAAAAAUACUGUUUAUUUGUAUUGUAAUACAUUAUAAAUUCGUUAUUUAUAUUCUUGUAAUGGUCUUAAUCUUUUAGCCUAGUGAUACUUCAUUAUUUUUUUUCUUCAUCUCUGUAUUUUUUGCUUCUGCAGCAACUGGAGUGGGAAAUCAGGAUAUGAGUCUCAAGCAGGGCAUUGCCUGAAUUACAAAUCACCUUAUCACAGAAUUGUA